Molecule: messenger RNA, 231 nt
Organism: Didymodactylos carnosus
Lineage: Eukaryota; Metazoa; Rotifera; Eurotatoria; Philodinida; Philodinidae
Source: the annotation of a GenBank genome assembly
AUGUCUACUUCGACAACAAACAAGCAGCAAGCGAACGAUGAUAAUAAUAAAGAAGAACAAAUUCAGUUAAGAAGUCGAGCAGCAUCAGAAACAUCAACAUUAAGAAAGAGUUCACAUCGAAAACGGAAGUAUUCAUUGGAUAUUCCAAAGGCAAAUUCUCCAAAAAAGAAAAGUCAUAGUGGGCGAAAAGUUAUUAUGGUGAAUGAGAAACAACAAGAUCUUAUUCGGUAG